AUGGAGGUGGAGGAUGACCCCUGGUUCAAUCAACGCUAUCAGCCAUCCAUUGAACCACUGCUAACCAGGAGAAACAGUGCACUUCGUAGUGACAUCUAUAAAUGGUGGCAGAGUUUACAGAAGGACAGCAGAGCCUCCAACUACAACACAGUGGUAAAGAAACUAUUUAAAGUCUUCCCAGACAACAAGCAAUACACAGAUGCAGGACCUGAGCGCUGCAGGACCUGUGCUGUUGUGGGCAAUUCUGGAAACCUCCUGGGUUCCCAUUACGGUGCCCUCAUAGACUUCAAUGAUUUUGUCAUAAGGAUGAACAGAGGACCCACUAAGGGCUUUGAGAAAGAUGUUGGGUCCAAAACCACUCAUCGCAUCAUUUAUCCUGAGAGUGUUGUGGAUGUGGAUAAUUCCACUCAUUUGGUGCUGCUUCCCUUUAAAACUUUAGACCUUGAGUGGCUGAUCAGUGCCUUUACCACUAAAAACAUCACACGAACGUAUGUGUCGGUGAAAUCAUCUGUAAAUGCUAACAAAGACAUGGUGAUGGUAAUCCAUCCUGCAUUCAUAAAAUAUGUUUACGACAACUGGCUGUGGAAACGUGGGGUCUAUCCAUCAACUGGCUUUGUUGCUUUAGUGUUUGCUCUGCACAUCUGUGAUGAAGUGAAGGUGUACGGGUUUGGUGCUGAUAAUGUUGGAAGCUGGCAUCACUACUAUGAGAAAAGUCGACGUAGGUAUCGCCCAGGCAAACACAGUGGAGAUGCUGAACAUGAGGAAAUUCUGCAGCUCAACAUCAGAGGCAAAAUAAAACUGUUCUAG
Molecule: messenger RNA, 807 nt
Organism: Chanos chanos (milkfish)
Lineage: Eukaryota; Metazoa; Chordata; Actinopteri; Gonorynchiformes; Chanidae
Product: CMP-N-acetylneuraminate-beta-galactosamide-alpha-2,3-sialyltransferase 1-like
Exons: 6
Coding region: 1-807 (268 amino acids)
Biological process (GO): sialylation
Cellular component (GO): membrane
Molecular function (GO): beta-galactoside (CMP) alpha-2,3-sialyltransferase activity
Source: RefSeq, a predicted model, not a curated record